AUGGCCGACGCAGUCGGAGGAGCGGCCAAGGUCAAUGGCCACGCAAAUGGCUAUCCCAGCAGCUAUGCCGCCAAGUACAACCUGGCCUCCCACUUCAUUGGGGGCAACGCGCUCAAUAAGGCGCCUCCCACCAAAGUGAAGGACUUUGUGCAAGCACAUGAUGGGCACACUGUCAUUACCAACGUCCUGAUUGCGAACAACGGUAUUGCGGCCGUCAAGGAAAUCCGAUCAGUACGGAAAUGGGCCUACGAGACGUUUGGCGACGAGCGGGCCAUCCAGUUCACUGUGAUGGCCACGCCCGAGGAUUUGGGCGCCAACGCCGACUACAUCAGGAUGGCGGACCAGUACGUUGAAGUGCCCGGUGGCACCAACAACAACAACUACGCCAACGUGGAGCUCAUCGUCGACAUUGCGGAGCGUAUGAACGUGCACGCCGUGUGGGCAGGAUGGGGACACGCCUCUGAAAACCCAAAGCUCCCCGAAUCCCUCGCAGCAUCACCGAAGAAGAUUGUCUUUAUCGGUCCCCCUGGCUCGGCUAUGCGAUCGCUCGGUGACAAGAUCUCCUCCACGAUCGUCGCCCAGCACGCCAAUGUGCCCUGUAUCCCAUGGUCCGGAACCGGCGUUGACGAGGUCGAGGUCGACGACAAAAACAUUGUGACUGUCGCCGACGAUAUCUACCAAAAGGGCUGCGUCAACAAUGUCGCUGAAGGUCUCGCGGCAGCCAAGAAGAUUGGAUUCCCCGUCAUGGUCAAGGCUUCAGAAGGAGGUGGUGGAAAGGGUAUCCGAAAGGUCGAAGACGAGGAGAGCUUCGAGGCACUAUACAAGGCUGCUGCCAGUGAAAUUCCUGGCUCGCCCAUCUUCAUCAUGAAGCUCGCUGGCAAUGCAAGACAUCUGGAGGUGCAGCUGCUGGCAGAUCAGUACGGCAACAACAUCUCCAUCUUCGGCCGUGACUGUUCGGUGCAGCGAAGACAUCAGAAAAUUAUCGAGGAGGCUCCCGUCACCAUUGCCCCUCAGAAGACCUUUCAGCACAUGGCAGACGCUGCUGUGUCGCUCGGCAGACUGGUGGGAUACGUCUCAGCCGGUACUGUCGAAUAUCUCUACUCGCACUCGGACGACAAGUUCUACUUUUUGGAACUGAACCCCCGUCUUCAGGUCGAGCAUCCAACCACUGAGAUGGUCUCAGGCGUCAACAUCCCAGCCGCCCAGCUCAUGGUUGCCAUGGGUAUUCCACUCCACCGCAUCCGUGACAUUCGCUUGCUCUACGGCGCGGACCCUCACACCAGCACCCAGAUCGACUUCAACUUCGAGAAGGAGAACAGCGCCACGCACCAGCGCCGACCGAUGCCAAAGGGCCACUGCACGGCUUGCCGUAUCACUUCCGAAGAUCCAGGCGAGGGCUUCAAGCCAUCUUCUGGUACUAUGCACGAACUGAACUUCAGGUCUUCCUCGAACGUCUGGGGCUACUUCUCCGUCGGUGCUGCAUCCGCCAUCCACAACUUCUCCGAUUCGCAGUUCGGUCACAUUUUUGCAUACGGCGAGAACAGACAGGCAUCCCGAAAGCACAUGGUUGUUGCUUUGAAAGAGCUGAGCAUUCGUGGUGACUUCAGGACAACGGUCGAAUACCUCAUCAAGUUGUUGGAGACUCCAGCUUUCGAGGAGAACACGAUCACUACGGGAUGGCUCGACGAGCUGAUCAGCAAGAGACUGACAGCCGAACGACCAGACCCCAUGAUUGCUGUUAUCUGCGGUGCUGUCACCAAGGCACACGUCGCCAGCGAGGCUUGCCUGAACGAGUACAGGACUGGCCUUGAGAAGGGUCAAGUCCCUAGCAAGGACAUCCUCAAGACCGUCUUCCCCAUCGAGUUCAUCUACGAGGGCAUGAAGUACAAGUUUACCGCGACUCGAUCCAGCGGCGACACCUACACUCUCUUCAUCAACGGCAGCAAGGCGCUUGUGGGUAUCCGAGCCCUCUCAGACGGUGGUCUGCUAGUGCUUCUCGGUGGACGCUCGCACAACGUCUACUGGAAGGAGGAAGUUGGCGCUGUCCGCAUGUCUGUUGACGGCAAGACCUGCUUGCUCGAGCAGGAGAACGACCCAACUCAGCUCAGGACACCUUCGCCCGGUAAGCUCGUCAAGUACUCUGUUGAGAACGGCGAGCACGUCAAGAAGGGCCAGGCUUUCGCUGAGGUCGAAGUCAUGAAGAUGUACAUGCCUUUGAUCGCUCAAGAAGACGGUAUCGUCAACCUCAUCAAGCAGCCAGGCGCGACUCUCGAGGCUGGUGACAUUCUCGGUAUCUUGGCUCUGGACGACCCAACCAAGGUCAAGUCUGCUCAGCCAUUCCUUGGACAGCUCCCAGAUAUGGGCACCCCAGUCGUCCUCGGUACCAAGCCACCGCAGCGAUUCGCCUUCCUCAAGGGUGUCCUCCUGGCCAUCCUCCAGGGUUACGACAACCAGGUCAUCAUGAACCAGACGCUCAAGGAAUUCGUUGCUGUUCUCCGCGACCACGAACUGCCAUAUGGUGAAUGGAAUGCCCAGGCAUCUGCCCUCCACUCGCGUAUGCCACAGAAGCUUGACGCUGGUUUCGAGCAGAUCGUUGAGCGUGCUCACAGCAGAAAGGCUGAGUUCCCAGCACGUCAAUUGCGCAAAGCGUUUGACCGCUUCCUUGCGGAGAACGUCUCUGCGGGCGAUGCUGAGCUUCUCCGUGCUUCUUUGACUCCCCUGACCGACAUCAUCGCCAAGUACGAGGAUGGCUUGAAGGCACACGAGUUCGCUGAGGUUAUCACCCUCUUCGACCAGUACUACAACGUCGAGAACAUUUUCUCUGCGCGCCAGAACCGUGAUGAGGAGGUCAUCCUGUCCCUUCGUGACGCCAACAAGGACAAGGUCGCCAGCGUUGUCCAGAAUGUGCUCUCUCACACCAGGGCCAGCCCCAAGAACAACCUCGUUGUUGCUCUGCUCCACGCCUACCGACCAAACCAGCCUGGUGUCGGUAAUGUCGCCAAGUACUUCCGUCCAGCUCUUCAGAAGCUUGCGGAGCUUGAGGGCCGUGCUACCGCAAAGGUUGCACUCAAGGCUCGUGAGCUGCUCAUCCAGUGCGCUAUGCCAUCGCUUGAGGAGCGUACUUCACAGAUGGAGCACAUCCUGCGCUCUGCCGUUCUCGAGUCUCGCUACGGUGAGAGCGGUUGGGACCACAGAGAGCCCAACUACGAUGUGAUCAAGGAGGUUGUGGACUCCAAGUACACCGUCUUCGAUGUGCUGCCACACUUCUUCGUUCACCAGGAUCCAUGGGUCUCCCUCGCUGCUCUCGAGGUCUACACCCGCCGCGCCUACCGUGCGUACACUCUCAAGACGAUUGAGUACCUUGCCGACAACGACGUGCCGUACGUCCUUGCUUGGGACUUCUCCCUUAGGAAGGUUGGAGACUCCGAGUUUGGUCUGCCAAUCUCGUCAUCACACCCAUCGACCCCUGGCACCCCAGCUGAGGGCUUCGGUCGUGUGCACUCCAUCAGCGACAUGAGCUACAUUGGCCGUGAAGUUGGUGGUGCCGAGCAGCCACGUCGUGGUGCAGUCGUUCCGGUGCCGUUCAUUGACGAGGCCGACGAGUACCUCAUGAAGGCCCUCGAGUCAUUCCCCGUCGCUGCCGGACAUAAGAGCAAGGCGGACGCGGGAGGCACUCUUAUGGCUGACCUCUCUAAGAGACGUGCUGGUCAGACGCCCAAGAUUGAGAGCGAGGAUGAGCUGACUGCCGUGUGCAACGUCGCUGUCCGCGACUCUGAGAGCACCGAUGACAAGGAGAUCCUCUCCCGCCUCAUCCCAAUCGUCAAGGAAUACAAGGAGGAGCUGCUCGCCCGCCGCGUUCGCCGUCUGACAUUCAUCUGCGGUCACCAGGAUGGCACAUACCCAGGCUACUACACUUUCCGUGGCCCGACCUACGAGGAAGACAGCAGCAUCCGUCACAUCGAGCCAGCCCUUGCCUUCCAGCUUGAGCUUGGACGUCUGUCCAAGUUCAACAUCAGGCCAGUCUUCACUGAAAACCGCAACAUCCACAUGUACGAGGCGAUUGGCAAGAACGCCGAUUCUGACAAGCGUUACUUCACUCGUGCCACCGUCCGUCCUGGCCAUCUCCGCGAGGACAUCCCAACUACCGAGUACAUGGUGUCUGAGGCUGAUCGUCUCAUGACCGACAUCCUGGAUGCCAUGGAGAUUGUUGGCAACAACGGCUCUGAUAUGAACCACAUCUUCAUCAACUUCUCGACUGUCUUCCCUCUCGAGCCCAAGGAGGUCGAGGAGGCUCUCGGGGGUUUCUUGGACCGCUUCGGCCGUCGUGCAUGGAGAUUGCGUGUCACUGGUGCUGAGAUCCGUCUCAUUUGCACCAACCCAGAGACCGGCGCUCCGUUCCCAAUGCGCGUCAACAUCACCAACACUUCUGGAUACAUCAUCCAGGUCGAGCUUUACGAGGAGCGCAAGAGUGACAAGACCAACGAGUGGCUCUUCCACAGCAUUGGUGGCACCACCAAGAUUGGCUCCAUGCACUUGCGUCCAGUCACCACUCCUUACGAGACCAAGGGCGCUCUCCAGCCCAAGCGAUACAAGGCUCACAUCAUGGGUACGCAGUACGUCUACGAUUUCCCAGAGCUGUUCCGCCAGGCCAUUGAGAAUGAGUGGAACUCCAUCGCUGCUCAGCACCCUGGCAUGAAGGAGAAGCAACCAGUCAAGGGCGAGUGCAUUGAGUACAACGAGCUUGUCAUUGACGACAACGACAACCUGGCCGAGGUCAACCGCGAGCCUGGCGCCAACACCAUCGGUAUGAUCGGUUGGAUUGUAACAGCCAAGACUCCCGAGUACCCACGUGGCCGUCGCUUCAUCAUCAUUGCCAACGAUAUCACCCACAAGAUUGGUUCGUUCGGUCCUCAGGAAGACAGGUUCUUCCACAAAUGCUCGGAGCUUGCCCGCAAGCUGGGCAUUCCUCGCAUUUACCUGUCUGCCAACUCUGGUGCUCGCAUUGGUAUGGCUGAGGAGCUUAUUCCACACUUUUCCGUCGCCUGGAAGGAUCCCAACCGACAGGAGGCUGGCUUCGACUACCUCUACCUCACUCCUGAGAAGAAGGCUCGCUUCGAGGAUGGCGCGCUCAAGCACGUCAUCACCAAGGAGAUCAAGGUCGGCAACGAGACUCGACACCAGAUCACCACUAUCGUUGGUGCUGAGGAGGGUCUCGGUGUUGAGUGUUUGAAGGGUUCUGGUCUCAUCGCUGGUGAGACUUCUCGUGCGUACGAGGACAUUUUCACUUGCACGCUCGUCACCUGCCGUUCCGUCGGUAUUGGUGCCUACCUUGUCCGUCUCGGCCAACGUGCGAUCCAAAUCGAAGGCCAGCCCAUCAUCCUCACUGGUGCUCCCGCCAUCAACAAGCUCUUGGGUCGUGAGGUCUACACCUCCAACUUGCAGCUUGGUGGCACUCAGAUCAUGUACAAGAACGGUGUUUCGCACAUGACUGCCAACGACGACUUUGAGGGUGUCUCCAAGAUCGUCAAGUGGAUGUCGUUUGUUCCGGAGAAGAAGGGCGCUCCAGUGCCAAUCUCGCCUUCCGCCGACACCUGGGACCGUGAGGUUACCUUCUUCCCACCUCAGAAGGCUCCUUACGAUGUGCGCCACCUCAUCGCUGGUCAAGAGACUGCUGACGGCUUCAAGAGCGGUCUUUUCGACAAGGACUCCUUCGAGGAGGCUCUUGGCGGAUGGGCUCGCACUGUCGUUGUUGGUCGUGCUCGUCUUGGCGGUAUCCCAGUCGGUGUUAUUGGUGUUGAGACUCGCUCAGUUGAGAACGUCUCGCCUGCCGACCCCGCCAACCCCGACUCCAUCGAGCAGGUCACCAACGAGGCCGGUGGGGUGUGGUACCCCAACAGUGCCUUCAAGACUGCACAGGCCAUUCGCGACUUCAACAAUGGUGAGCAGCUGCCAUUGAUGAUUCUGGCCAACUGGAGAGGUUUCUCUGGUGGACAGCGUGACAUGUACAACGAGGUCCUGAAGUAUGGAUCGUACAUUGUCGAUGCGCUCGUCAAGUAUGAGCAGCCAGUGUUCAUCUACAUUCCGCCGUUCGGUGAACUUCGUGGUGGUUCAUGGGUCGUCGUCGACCCCACCAUCAACCCAGAGAUGAUGGAGAUGUACGCCGACGAGGAUGCUCGUGGUGGUGUCCUCGAGCCAGAGGGUAUCGUUGGAAUCAAGUACCGCAAGGAGCGACAGCUUGAGACCAUGGCACGCCUCGACCAGACCUACGGCGAACUCAAGCGCCGAUCACAAGACAAGAGCCUCACUCCUGAGCAACAGAAGGAGGUUCAAGCCAAGAUGACCGAGCGCGAGAACUUGCUUCUGCCAGUUUACCUCCAAGUCUCCCUGCAGUACGCCGACCUCCACGACCGUGCUGGUCGCAUGAAGGCCAAGGACACGAUCCGCAUGCCACUGCAGUGGUCCCAGGCCCGCCGCUUCUUCUACUGGCGUCUGCGCCGCCGUCUCAACGAGGAAUACGUCCUCAAGCGCAUCGCCACGUCGCAGUCCAAGGAGCUCGUCAGCCGAACCAACAUUCUCAAGAUCCUCGAGUCGUGGUCCAGCCUGCCCAAGUACAGCACCGACGACAUGUCGGUGGCGGUGUGGUUCGAAGAGAACCGCAAGACGAUCGCGGACAAGAUCGAGGCGAUGAAGACGGACGCCAUCGCGUACGACGUCGCGGCGCUCAUGCGCAGCCACAAGUCGGGCGGUCUGAAGGGUGUGGCGCAGGUGCUGAGCAUGCUGCCGGUGGACGAGAAGGAGGAGGUGCUCAAGUGGUUGGCGAAGGCAUAG
Messenger RNA from Zasmidium cellare ATCC 36951, 6828 nucleotides. RefSeq lists its product as uncharacterized. NCBI's taxonomy places the organism in Eukaryota, Fungi, Ascomycota, Dothideomycetes, Mycosphaerellales, Mycosphaerellaceae. Gene Ontology annotation, biological process: fatty acid biosynthetic process. The transcript is spliced from 4 exons. Gene Ontology annotation, molecular function: ATP binding; metal ion binding; acetyl-CoA carboxylase activity. The record is from RefSeq and is a predicted model, not a curated record. Bases 1 to 6828 code for a protein of 2275 amino acids.